GCUCUAGCUAGCGGCACCCCGGAAGUGCGCGUAUCCCGCAUGAUACAACGCUACUUUCACGACCUGACAAUGAGCUUUCUAUUUCCAAUUCCUGUGCCGGAAUCGGGUCGAUUCAACAUGGAUGAGUUCUUUCGCACCCUGGAGACUUUGGGUCCACAACUGACCUGCGAAAUUAAAGGUGACUGGGCUGGUCUCUACAGUCUUGCUGACAUUCCGGGUGGUGGCUAUCCUCUUUUAUGUUGA
This is a messenger RNA of Dibothriocephalus latus, 243 nucleotides long. The record is from the annotation of a GenBank genome assembly. NCBI's taxonomy places the organism in Eukaryota, Metazoa, Platyhelminthes, Cestoda, Diphyllobothriidea, Diphyllobothriidae.